Anneissia japonica is the source of this 2218-nucleotide messenger RNA. RefSeq lists its product as uncharacterized. Gene Ontology annotation, cellular component: membrane. The transcript is spliced from 6 exons. The record is from RefSeq and is a predicted model, not a curated record. Bases 230 to 784 code for a protein of 184 amino acids. NCBI's taxonomy places the organism in Eukaryota, Metazoa, Echinodermata, Crinoidea, Comatulida, Comatulidae.
CAGAUUAUUGUAGUUAACAUCAUCAAAGACGGUUGUUCUCAUUCAUGACACAUUCACGUUGCAAAAUGGCUUGCAAUCGUUGCGAAACUGAAAAUUCUCGCCAGUAAGCGAGGAAGACUGACGGUCAAGCCGUCCCUUUUUGGCCGGCAGAUAGGUGGAUAUUGUUAGUAACAUCAACGGCAAUUCAAGAAGACGCGACAAAAUCUAUCCAGAAGCAAAAUAAUAUCAAAUGCAUGUUGAUUAUGACAAGACGUCAUUAAUUGGUGGCAAUGGCAAUCCUUAUGGAGACGUUUGCUACAGUAUUGCUCGUGAGGGUCCAACUAAGCCCGACUCGCGUACUUUAAAAGGUUCUGCCGUUAUGCAGGUGCUAAUCGGUGUGUUGAUGCUGAUUUGUGGAGUACUGAUCCUUCUGUUCGUGGAUUGUCAAUUUGCUAAGGUGUAUGUUGGAGUCUGGAGUGGCGUAUGGUUCAUUUUGUCUGGAUGGAUGGGUCUGUAUGCUUCUUCUGACGCAUCCAAAGGAUGGAUAAUAACAUACUUGACUAUGUCAUCUGUGUCUCUGCUGGCCUCCUUCGCAGCGAUUGUACUGAAAGCAUAUUCGUUGAUCUUAGAGGAAAACGCAGAGUGUCUCAGAUUGGAGGAAAUUUUACUGAUUGCCGCGGCCAGCGAACUUGUUGUCAGCAUUUUCGCCACCAUUCUCUGUAGCAUGCGUCUCAAUUCACUGAAGAAGCAAGACUAUGGAUUCACGAAGCGUUCUCCAAUUUACAAACCGAUAUCGUCACAAUAGAGUCUAUAAAAGCACCUGAAUCCAGUAUUAUAAAACAUGUAUACAGUAUUUUUAAAAUAGUGUCUUUUGUCAGUUUGGAAUAUAAUCAUACUUAGAUGUAAUUAAUGCUUCUACAAUCUAUUUUAUAUUCAAAUUAUAAUGAAUAAUCUAUCAUUAUAAUUGGAAUAAUAAAAAUAAUUAUUGUAAUUAUUUAAAAAAAUGCAGUAUAUAAAUAUUGUUCAUUAAUACACAGAGUGUGAAACAGACUCAGUAUAAUUGCAGUACACAUACACACCACACACACGCGCACACACCUACAUACACACCACCCCCGCAACACACACAACUUACAUUACAAUAACAAAAUUCUUAUUUCAUUUCAUUUCAUUUAUUUGUCUUAAAACAUUAACAUUUACAAAAACAGAAACAGCAAAGAACAAACAAAAGAGAACAUGAGACAGAAACACUCCAAAAUUAAAGUUAAUCAUUAUCGAGUGGGGCCCUUUGACAAAAUACAAUGACUUACAAUAACAUUUUGCUUAAAGAUAGAACAUCUGAAGUUAAAUAUUUAAAAUAAUCAGUAGUGUUGUAAAACGAGCAAAAUUAAAAGGCAUAUUAAAAAAAAGGUGUUUAAAUACUCUGGAUACAGCAUUUUUAUAUAGAAGCAAACUGUAUUUUUGUUUUUCAAGUGCUUUUGAAUGCUUGAAUUUCAAGUUCUUAAAAUGGUCACAUACAUGUAGUUUAUUUUUAACUAGAAACAGGAGUCUUGAACUAUAGCUAACUAGGGACAACAACGUAAGGGAUUGGAUAUCAAAACAGGAAUAUAAUUGGAUUGAAUUGGAUUAGAAUAGAAUUAUAUUUAGCAGUGGUGGAUUCAAGGGCCUUCCAAUUUUUUAAAAAUAAUAAUAAAGAAAUAUAUAAAAUUCAAUUCAAAAAUACUUUAUUAUCCAAAAGGAAAUUUAUACACACAUUUAAGUCUGAGUGUCUUUUCCAGCGAUAUAAAGGUGCCAUAAUCCUAAAUUAUUGAUCCCUCAACCGUAAAAGACCCCCUCUAUUUCGAAUUCUUGGAUCCACCACUGAUUAGGUAUAUCAAUAACAUCCAUAAAGACAUUUUGAUCCUCAACAAAUUAUCAAAGUUAAUUAAAAAGAUAUUACGCACAUAGGUACUAAUGUCUAUAGGAAGCCUAUGCCUAGGAACAACAAUGGUAGGUAAAGCCCCAUCCUGUAUUUAAUAAAUUUGGUACUGUAGUUUAUAAGUUUUUAAGCCCUCAUCAAUAGCAUUAUUAUGUUAGUAUCCAGAGCAGAACAUGUUUUUUCAGAACAUAAGUUUUUGGUCUACCAUGACGUCAUCAUGUAAUUAGACAAUGUAGCCUAGUUUGCUUGUACAGUACUCUUGGAUUCGUUCGUGCUAAUUUUUAUAGAGAUAGUUAUUAUAUUAAAUCUCAAAAUAUAUUA